GUCUCCUCGUUUUUUGUCGUUUUCUUGCUAUAUAUAUCUAUCUAUCGAUUGCUUGUCCUCCUUCAUCUGGCCUUCACCAGUGAAACCCUUUUCAACAAUCUGUCUGUCUGUUUGUUUCUUGCGUUCCCGAGUCGCCUCGUAUUCUUGGCCGAGUCCACUCAGCUCCUCAAAUUCUCUCCCUUUGUGCUCGAAGGUCGAGUCUCCACCAUGAACGGUGGCUUGGAUCGGUCUCGCGCUUUUGUCAAAGAUGUUAAGCGUCUUGUUGUCAAGGUUGGGACUGCUGUUGCGACUAGAAGUGAUGGGAGAUUGGCGCUUGGGAGAUUAGGAGCUCUUUGUGAGCAGAUUAAAGAGUUGAACUCUGAAGGUUAUGAAGUUAUUUUGGUGUCAUCAGGUGCUGUGGGCAUUGGUCGCCAAAGGCUCAGAUACCGGAAAUUAGUCAAUAGCAGCUUUGCUGACCUCCAAAAACCACAAGUUGAAAUUGAUGGGAAGGCAUGCGCAGCUGUUGGACAAAACAGUCUGAUGGCUCUUUAUGAUACAUUGUUUGGUCAGCUGGAUGUGACAUCAGCGCAGCUUCUUGUGACUGAUAAUGAUUUUAGGGAUAAAGAGUUCCGAAAGCAACUUAAUGACACUGUGAAAUCACUAUUAUCUCUGAGGGUUAUCCCUAUAUUUAAUGAAAAUGAUGCUGUCAGUACUAGGAGAGCUCCAUAUGAGGAUUCUUCUGGUAUUUUUUGGGAUAAUGACAGUUUAUCGGCUUUGCUAGCUUUAGAACUAAAAGCUGAUCUUCUCAUCCUGUUGAGUGAUGUAGAGGGUCUUUAUAGUGGCCCUCCAAGUGACCCACGCUCAAAGCUGAUUCAUACGUACAUUAAGGAAAAACAUCAGGGAGAAAUUACUUUUGGUGAUAAGUCUAGAGUGGGAAGAGGGGGCAUGACGGCCAAAGUGAAAGCUGCUGUCAAUGCUGCUUAUGCAGGUGUCCCUGUUGUUAUAACCAGUGGGUAUGCUCCUGAGAACAUAAUUAAGGUCCUUCAAGGAGAGUGUGUUGGCACCCUCUUUCAUCAACAUGCACAUUUAUGGGCCCCAGUUACAGACUAUGGUGCGCGUGUGAUGGCAGUUGCAGCAAGGGAAAGUUCCAGACGGCUUCAGGCAUUGACAUCACAAGAUAGGAGAAAAAUUUUACUGGAUAUAGCAGAUGCCUUGGAAGCUAAUGAAAAACUGAUCAACAUUGAAAAUGAAGCUGAUGUUACUGCUGCACAGCUGGCUGGAUUGGAAAAAUCCUUGAUAUCUCGGCUGGCUUUAAAGCCCGGAAAGAUUAAAAGUCUUGCAAAUUCAAUUCGUGUGCUUGCAAACAUGGAAGAUCCAAUUGGUCAUGUUUUGAAAAGAACUGAGCUUGCUGAUGGACUCCUCUUAGAAAAAACAUCAUCUCCUCUGGGUGUUCUUCUGAUUAUCUUUGAGUCUCGACCAGAUGCGCUGGUGCAGAUAUCUUCCUUGGCAAUUCGAAGUGGGAAUGCGCUCCUCUUGAAAGGAGGAAAGGAGGCCAAGCGGUCAAAUGAAAUUCUGCACAAGGUUAUCACUUCAGCCAUCCCAGAAUCUGUUGGUGGAAGACUUAUUGGAUUGGUGACAUCAAGAGAGGAAAUUCCUGAUCUGCUUAAGCUUGAUGAUGUGAUUGAUCUUGUUAUCCCAAGAGGCAGCAAUAAACUUGUUUCUCAAAUCAAAGCAUCAACUAAAAUCCCAGUUCUGGGUCAUGCUGAUGGAAUUUGUCAUGUAUAUGUUGAUAAGUCCGCCAAUAUGGAAAUGGCUAAGCACAUUGUCUUGGAUGCAAAAGUAGAUUAUCCAGCUGCCUGCAAUUCAAUGGAAACCCUUCUUGUGCACAAGGAUUUGGUGCAGACUGGUGGUCUUAAUGAACUGACAGUUGAUCUUCGCACUGCAGGUGUUAAUUUGUAUGGGGGACCAAGGGCAAGCAAGGAACUGAACCUUCCAGAAGCGCAUUCAUUUCAUCAUGAGUACAAUUCUAUGACUUGCACUAUAGAAAUUGUUGAUGAUGUGUAUGCUGCCAUUGAUCAUAUACAUCAACAUGGAAGUGCACAUACUGAUUGUAUCAUAGCAGAAGAUCAUGAAGUUGCAGAAGUUUUUCUGCGUCAAGUUGACAGUGCUGCUGUAUUUCAUAAUGCAAGCACAAGAUUCUGUGAUGGGGCUCGAUUUGGUUUAGGUGCAGAGGUCGGAAUAAGUACAAGUAGAAUUCAUGCUCGCGGUCCUGUUGGAGUUGAAGGAUUGCUAACAACAAGAUGGAUUCUAAGAGGUAGUGGGCAGGUAGUGGAUGGUGAUAAUGGGGUCAUGUAUACCCACAAGGAUGUAACUCAUAUUCAAGCAAAUGGGUUUAUACCUCCCUCACUCCAUAAAGAAGAAAAUGGAGGCAUUGGCAUUCAUUGAUGAUGAUGCCUUUAUCAUUAGCUGUUGUCUCUCUCAUCUUGUGAUGUUUCCAAGUCCAUCUCAGAGUCACUGAUGCUUCUUUUUAUUAGUAUAUGUAAUCUUUCCUUUGGUAGUAUCCGUUGACUGUAAUGUUGUGGGCCUCAUCCUGAGUAUUGUCUACAAAGGAUCAUACCCAUUUUGUGGUGGGGAAAAAUGGCUUUCUAUUGUAAUAAUCUUCUUCGAAAUGUAACGGUCUUUUGUUGUGAAAAUUAAGAAAAUGGAGAUUCGAAAUGCUUUCA
Messenger RNA from Hevea brasiliensis (rubber tree), 2702 nucleotides. Its product is annotated as delta-1-pyrroline-5-carboxylate synthase. The coding region runs from base 208 to 2424 and encodes 738 amino acids. The record is from RefSeq and is a predicted model, not a curated record. NCBI's taxonomy places the organism in Eukaryota, Viridiplantae, Streptophyta, Magnoliopsida, Malpighiales, Euphorbiaceae. Gene Ontology annotation, molecular function: glutamate-5-semialdehyde dehydrogenase (NADP+) activity; glutamate 5-kinase activity; ATP binding. The transcript is spliced from 20 exons. Gene Ontology annotation, cellular component: cytoplasm.